Messenger RNA from Punica granatum (pomegranate), 1258 nucleotides. Lineage: Eukaryota; Viridiplantae; Streptophyta; Magnoliopsida; Myrtales; Lythraceae. The record is from RefSeq and is a predicted model, not a curated record.
ACUUGUUAAACCCUAAACCCUAAUCUGCCGCCAUAAAAGACCUCUUCUUUCAGCUCAAUUCACCUAGCUGCUCUGCUCCCUCUCUUCUUCACCACUGAACCCUUCCAGUGAAAGCGGUUGCACUCCUUACCUUCGAAGAUGAGGCCACCUCAAAGAGGUCGUGGAGGCAGUGGGUUUAGGGGUAGAGGUGAUGGAGGAGGCAGAGGCAGAGGUAGGGGUGGAUUUGGAAGAGGUGGAGGUGACAGAGGGAGUGCCAUGACAGGCCGCGGUGGUGGGCGCGGUGGACGUGGUGGCGGGAGAGGCCGCGGUGGCGGGAGAGGUGGGAUGAAGGGUGGAAGCAGGGUUGUGAUUGAGCCUCAUAGACAUGAAGGGAUCUUCAUUGCCAAGGGCAAGGAAGAUGCUUUGGUCACGAAAAACAUGGUCCCUGGAGAAGCUGUCUACAAUGAGAAGAGAAUCUCUGUUCAGAAUGAAGAUGGAACAAAGGUUGAAUACAGAGUCUGGAACCCUUUCCGUUCGAAGUUGGCUGCUGCUGUUCUUGGUGGUGUUGAUGAGAUCUGGAUUAAACCCGGUGCUCGUGUUCUCUAUCUGGGAGCUGCUUCAGGCACCACAGUUUCCCAUGUAUCCGACAUUGUUGGCCCAACUGGGGUUGUUUAUGCUGUGGAGUUUUCCCACAGAAGUGGAAGAGAUCUGGUUAACAUGGCAAAGAAGAGAACAAAUGUUAUCCCCAUUAUUGAAGAUGCUAGGCAUCCUGCCAAGUACCGUAUGCUGGUUGGGAUGGUAGAUGUGAUAUUCUCAGAUGUUGCUCAGCCUGAUCAGGCACGAAUCUUGGCGUUGAAUGCUUCCUAUUUUCUGAAGGCUGGUGGUCAUUUCGUGAUCUCAAUCAAGGCAAACUGCAUAGACUCCACAGUGCCAGCAGAGACGGUAUUCGCCCAGGAAGUGAAGAAGCUACAAGCAGAGCAGUUCAGGCCUUCGGAGCAGGUCACCCUUGAGCCCUUCGAGCGAGACCAUGCUUGUGUUGUUGGGGGAUACCGUAUGCCUAAGAAACAGAAGCCCGUUGCUUAGAUUAGAUGCGGACUUUAGCAAUUGCUAGAAAAGUGACUGUUGUUGAGUGUGUCCAUUUGGGCAUUUAUUCGGUUUUGUAAGGAUGAUCUCUGCAGUGAUGAAACUAAAACAUAUUUUUGUUGUUGGCAAUUGCUUUUGCGUAAUGGGUUUUUGGAACGCGACAUUGAAAGGCUCAGGAUGAAAUUUACCAGUUAAA